AUGGAGUACCCUGCCCCCACUGCUCGCGCCUGCUACACCUGCGGCAACACCGACCACCAGGCUCGCGACUGCCCUCAGAAGCCCGCUGCUAAGUGCUACAACUGCGGAGGACCCGGUCACAUGAGCCGUGACUGCCCCGAGCCCCCCAAGGACAACAAGGCCUGCUACAAAUGCGGCCAGGCCGGCCACAUCUCGCGCGACUGUCCUCUUAGCGGAGGCUCCGGCCAGGCCACCGAGUGCUACAAGUGCGGCGAGGUCGGUCACAUUGCCCGCAACUGCCAGCGCUCCGGAUACGCUGGCGGUGCUGGUGGCGGUGCCGGUGGCUAUGGUGCCGGUGGCUUCAACGGUGCCUCCGGCAAGACCUGCUACUCGUGCGGUGGCUACGGCCAUAUGUCCCGCGAGUGCGUCAACGGCAUGAAGUGUUAUAACUGCGGCGAGUCGGGCCACUACUCGCGCGACUGCCCCAAGGAGUCGUCUGGCGGCGAGAAGAUCUGCUACAAGUGCCAGCAGGGCGGACACGUCCAGUCGCAGUGCCCCAACAACUAA
This is a messenger RNA of Geosmithia morbida, 546 nucleotides long. RefSeq lists its product as uncharacterized. Gene Ontology annotation, molecular function: translation regulator activity; single-stranded RNA binding; zinc ion binding. NCBI's taxonomy places the organism in Eukaryota, Fungi, Ascomycota, Sordariomycetes, Hypocreales, Bionectriaceae. The coding region runs from base 1 to 546 and encodes 181 amino acids. The record is from RefSeq and is a predicted model, not a curated record. Gene Ontology annotation, cellular component: cytoplasm. Gene Ontology annotation, biological process: positive regulation of cytoplasmic translation. The transcript has 7 exons.